Setaria italica (foxtail millet) is the source of this 1969-nucleotide messenger RNA. Its product is annotated as cysteine-rich receptor-like protein kinase 10. NCBI's taxonomy places the organism in Eukaryota, Viridiplantae, Streptophyta, Magnoliopsida, Poales, Poaceae. Gene Ontology annotation, molecular function: ATP binding; protein kinase activity. The record is from RefSeq and is a predicted model, not a curated record. The transcript has 8 exons. Gene Ontology annotation, biological process: protein phosphorylation; cell surface receptor signaling pathway. The coding region runs from base 70 to 1773 and encodes 567 amino acids.
AAUGGCGGCGACAAGGUGAGGACGACUGCGGAGCAGGAGAGGCCGUGGCGUGCACGGCAGGAACCGGCCAUGGCGCUGUUGGACAGCUCGAGCGGCCUGUGGACCGUGCUCGGGCAGGCCUCGAACGUUGUGCAGCUGGUCGGCGUCGACGCGCUCGGGCUCGUGUCCAUGGUCGUCCAGGCGUCGCUGGCGGCGCGCCGCCACCGGGACGCGUGCCGGCGGCUGGCACAGCACGUGGAGAUCGUCGGCGGCCUGCUGCGGGAGCUGGAGCUCGCCGAGCUGAUGCGCUGGGAGGCCACGCGGCGGCCGCUCGAGCAGCUGAGCGGCGCGCUGCGGCGGUGCUACGCGCUCGUCACGGCGUGCCAGGACUGCGGGUACCUCCGCAGCCUGCUCGCCGGCGCCCGGAUGGCCGAGGAGCUCCGCGCCGCGGAGCAGGAGAUCGACAUGUUCAUCCGCCUCGUCCCGCUCAUCUCUCUCGUCGACGCUACGCAUGAUCGCGGGGCCAAGCAGGCUGCUAAGGGAGUGCCAGGCACAAUCACGAAUAGUUCAAACCAUCACGUCAGGUUCCCAAGAAGUGUUUCAGAUUCCAUCGAGAUACACAUUCAAGGAGCUAAUGAAGUUUGUGAUGUUUCAAAACAACAAUUAGAAGGAGCACUAGACUUGCAAGAACAGAAAAUUCUGGACAUUGAAGAAUUGUUGGAGCUUUGUAUACGUACUGAAGAGUGUUGCUCUGGAUUCAAAAGAUUCGAAUUCUUUCAGAUUGUUGAUGCUACAGAGAAUUUCUCAGAAAAUAGAAACGUCGGGUGGGGUGGUUUUGCUACAGUUUACAAGGGUCAAUUGCCUGAUGGAUUCAUGAUUGCCGUCAAAAGGAUGGAUGAAUAUGCUACUGUGUUUGAUUUCAGCAGUGAAUUUCUGCUUGCGAGGCUUCAGCAUAGUAAUCUUGUUAGAUUAUUGGGUUGGUGUAUCCAUGAGAAAGAAAGGAUUUUAGUGUAUGACUUCAUGCCCAAGGGUAACCUGCACCGGUUCAUCUUCGACAAAAGAAACGGGUCAUUGCUAGACUGGUCUAAGCGACUCAAUAUAAUUAAAGGGUUAGCUGCUGGACUUGUUUACCUUCACAAGCAGUCCAUGCUAUGGAUUGUCCAUAGGGAUUUGAAACCCCAAAACAUCCUCUUAGAUCAUGACAUGAACCCAAAGAUUACUGAUUUCGGAUCAGCUAGAACUCUGAGUUCAGAUACCGCGGAAGAGCGUACAAGCAGGGUUGUGGGAACUAGUGGUUACAAAGCUCCGGAGUACACAUCUCGAGGCAUUUAUUCACUCAAGACAGAUGUGUUUAGUUUUGGAGUGAUGGCUUUAGUCAUCAUCAGUGGGCGAAAGAAUACCAUACUGGAGCAGCAAGGAGAUUCUGUUGGUACCCUCGUACGAGAUGCAUGGCAACUGUGGAAUGAUGGAAGGCUACAUGAGCUUGUAGAUCCAAUUUUGGGUGAUGGAUUCGAACAUGCAGAGGUAAUGCGGUAUGCUCAAGUGGCACUGCUUUGUGCUCAGGAAGACCCAAAAGAUCGCCCCACCAUGUCGGAUGUUGUGGCACUCUUGAACUUUGAAAGCAUAAGUUUAUUACCAGAUCCUAAACAGCCAUCUGAGCUGGUCAAGGGAGGUGCUGCUGGUGACAAGUUAUCAACAUGUGUUAGCCAAUCAAGCAGGACCAUAGACAUAACCAUCACAAGUUCAGCUCCUGUGUCAACUAGAGUCCGCAUCAUUGUAGAGCCAGAGACCUGAAAAAACCAUUUAUUUAACAGAAAGCUGAAAACUUGAAAGGCUUUUCAGUCUGUUCAUGUAGAAAUGUCACGUAUUAAAAACAUUUCGUCUUUAAUAUUAUACGUUAUGUCAGUCUUUUCAUUUUCUGGAUUUCAUCUCUAGCACACCGUCUAAUCGGUAACAGCCUAUGCAAUUAUCAGAAAAAUGUAGCUGUAAA